AUGGCAUUCGCACCGUGUUUAUGCAGUACACCAAAAUUCGUUCCUGUUAUCAACCAACCAUCACAUUUCGUUCUAGCAGCACCUGUGAGAUUGAAAUUUGAAAGUCAGCGGCAACCAACGAAUCCAUCGUCUUGUCGUCCAUUAAAAAAAUGUCAUCGUUAUCAUUCGAAACAAUCCAAUGCUAGUAUAGCUAUCAAUCGACAACAUCACUUUGAUAAUGACACAACAAUUCAUAAUAAUCAACAGCUUACUUUCUUCUGUCUACCUUUUAAUCUCAAACGAAGGCUACGACGGCGACGACAUGGACCGUGUUAUGUCUGA
Adineta ricciae is the source of this 321-nucleotide messenger RNA. The record is from the annotation of a GenBank genome assembly. Lineage: Eukaryota; Metazoa; Rotifera; Eurotatoria; Adinetida; Adinetidae.